Funneliformis caledonium is the source of this 699-nucleotide messenger RNA. The record is from the annotation of a GenBank genome assembly. Lineage: Eukaryota; Fungi; Glomeromycota; Glomeromycetes; Glomerales; Glomeraceae.
AUGUCGGUUGUAACAAUUUUUGUACAAAGUGAUAACGCGUCUUCUGAAAGACGCUUUGAUAAAGGCCUUACUAUAAGACAACUUCGAAUUAAACUUGAGCCUAUUACAGGCAUUUCUGCCGAUUCACAAGUUUUACAACUAUUUAAUGGAGAUACUUUGGUUACUUCCGUUGAAGGGGAUGAUUAUAUGCUAGGCGCUUUUCCGGUGGACAAUUUUAUGACACUCAAGGUCAUUGAUGCAAAUCCUAGUAACAAUCGAAAUCAAUUUACAGAUUUAUCACUUGUGGAAAAAUAUGAAUUACCCGAUGAUGAAUAUGCUAAACGAUCGGACUCGGUACUUGCAUUUAAGCAACGUAAUAAGUUGGGACGAUUUGGCGAUUCCAAAUCUUUUACUUCAGAUUAUACAUUUGAAGAGGAAGCAAAGAAUAUUAAAGUGGGCGAUCGUUGUGAAGUUGAUUUUGGUGAAGGAAAUGAAGAGGGACUUAAAAGACGCGGUAUUAUAAAAUAUGUUGGAGAGACUAAAUUUAAGCCAGGUUAUUGGAUUGGUGUUCAAUAUGAUGAGCCUGUCGGAAAACAUGAUGGAACUGUUCAGGGAGAACGUUAUUUUGAAUGCCCUCCAAAAUAUGGAGCGUUUGUUAGACCAAAUAAAGUUAAAGUUGGAGAUUAUCCCGAAGAAAAUCUUGAGGAUGAAGAAAUGUAG